AUGGACUGCAUCAGCGGCCUCCCCGACGAGCUCCUCCACGACAUCCUCCUCCGCCUCAACUCCACUCGAGCCGCCGGGCGCACCAGCGUCCUCUCCCGCCGCUGGCGCAACGUCUGGGCCACGCUGCCGCAGCUCGUCUUCGACGGCGACGGGUACGGGACCGGUUCCGACAGCGCCGCGCCGCCGGCGGCCUCGUUCCUGGAUUCCGUCGACGGCGCCCUCCGCGCCUACUCCGCGCCGACCAUCGACGUGCUCGACAUCUCCCAGCCCUCCGGCUGCCCCGCCUUCCCGGCCCGCCGCGUGGGAUCAUGGCUCCGCUUCGCCUCGCGGCGCAUGGCCCGCACGCUUAGUCUCGACGUGCCCUGGUCAUCAAGCACGCCGGGAAAUCCUCGAAAGGCGGAGGUGCUCGUGCUCCCCACCAUUGAUGGAGCGCAAUAUAUCUGGCUCUCCCUCGGGAAAAGAUGGCUCCGGAUCCGGCCGGCCGGCGUGUUCGUGGCCCUGACAGACCUGACGAUAGGCGGCGCCACCAUGGAAGGCCGCGUGCUGGAAGCCCUCGUGUGCUCGCAGUGCCCGCGCCUGCGCGACCUGAGGCUUCUUCAAGUCACGUUGGCUCCCGAGUCUGACAUCUCCCUGCGCUCCGACUCGCUCGAAACCCUGAGUUUCUGGGUCGUUUUCCCCAACCGCCACCGGCUAGAGAUCGUUGCCCCCAAGAUGGAGCAACUGUGUGUGUGUCAGCUUUACUCCUCUGGGGCUCGUAUCUCUGCCCCGAAGCUUGCCGAGCUAGUUUGGGAGGGCUAUCCUGACUUCUUUGGCUCUGACAUCCAGUUUGUUGAUGCUAGCCGUCACCUCCGGGUGCUUGAGGUCAGCGAGAUCUCAGGGUCCCUGAUGCAGCGAUUCGAUAAAGUUGACGAGCUGAGACUAGAGGAUGUCAACAUUUCAAGGGUGCGUUAG
Messenger RNA from Setaria italica (foxtail millet), 951 nucleotides. Its product is annotated as F-box/LRR-repeat protein At5g35995. Lineage: Eukaryota; Viridiplantae; Streptophyta; Magnoliopsida; Poales; Poaceae. Bases 1 to 951 code for a protein of 316 amino acids. The record is from RefSeq and is a predicted model, not a curated record. Gene Ontology annotation, molecular function: protein binding. The transcript has a single exon.